Molecule: messenger RNA, 3888 nt
Organism: Aaosphaeria arxii CBS 175.79
Lineage: Eukaryota; Fungi; Ascomycota; Dothideomycetes; Pleosporales
Product: glycoside hydrolase family 1 protein
Exons: 7
Coding region: 1-3888 (1295 amino acids)
Biological process (GO): proteasome-mediated ubiquitin-dependent protein catabolic process; carbohydrate metabolic process
Cellular component (GO): GID complex
Molecular function (GO): protein binding; hydrolase activity, hydrolyzing O-glycosyl compounds
Source: RefSeq, a predicted model, not a curated record
AUGGCAGGAGUAGUUCGAGGUCAAUUGAGCCUAUGUCUCUUGUCAUUGUUGGCCUCAGCACAUGGAGAGCCAUUGUCCUUCCAAACGCCGUCUGGGUAUAGCACUGCGAGCUUCAAUGCGUCUGCACAGCCAACUGCUGCCAUAAACCGGACGGAUUUCUCAGAUACAGCACUCAAUGCUCUCUGGAAUCUCGUGGGGCCCAUCGCCACAGGCCCGGUCACGACGACCGUCGAGCCUACGCCCGAACCAUCAGUCUUCCCUCAGCCGGUGGGCGAGGAGUUCCAUCCUCUCGUCGCCUCCCACGACCCCAGUCUCCGCGACCUGAAGCUCCCUGAGGGCUUCCAAUGGGGAGUCUCGAGCAGUUCGUACCAGAUUGAAGGCGCCGCCAAAGACGAAGGCAAGGGUCCCAGCAUCUGGGACUUGCUAAGUCACCGUGUCCCCAAUUGGGUUGCGGACAACAGUACAGGUGACGUCGUGGGGAGUCACUACUGGCUGUACAAGCAGGACGUACAGCGUCUCAAGGCCCUGGGCAUCAAACGUUUCAGCCCGAGUCUCUCAUGGCCUCGCUUCUUCCCCUUCGGACGCGGUCCCGUGAAUGAAGAAGGCGUCAAGCACUACGACGACGUCAUAUCCGAGCUGGUGAGCAACGAUAUCCACCCCAGCAUCACCAUCUUCCAUUGGGACACCCCGCUCGCGCUGUUCACCGACUACGGCGCAUGGGGCGAUCGCAGGAUCGUCGACGACUUCGUCAACUACGCCAAAUUCGUCAUCACGCGGUACGACGAGUACGUCGAGGAGUGGUUCACGAUCAACGAGCCGCAGUGGUGCAACUGGCAGUACUCGCUCUACCCGGCCGGCGACCACUAUCCCGCGUUCAACGACAUCGGCGCCGGAAACCGCGCGAGGUUCCUGUGCGGACAUCACACGCUGCUUGCGCAUGCGAAGGUCGCGAAGUGGUACCAUGAGGAGUUCAAGGGGAAGGGAAGGAUUACGUUUAAGAAUUCGGGGAAUUACUACGAGGGGAACACGACGAGUGAGGCGGAUAAGGAGGCUGCGCAGAGGAACUUUGACUUCGCGAUUGGGUGGUUCGGUGGGCCGUGGACGGAUGGCGAUUAUCCGCAGAGCUUGAAGGAUACUCUGGGGGAUAUAUUGCCUGAGUUUACGGAGGAGGAGAAGGAGUUGAUCAAAGGGUCUUGUGAUUUUUAUGCCAUUGAUGGAUACACAUCAUUCGUUGCCUGGGAAGUCGAUGGUGGUGUCGAGAAUUGUGCGAGCAAUCGCUCCCACCCGAGCUACCCCGAAUGCGCCAGUUCAGCCUCGAAGGCAUCUAAUGGAUUUCCUCUGGGCCCAGCUGGCGACCCCGGCGUCUCAUGGCUCUACAACACACCUGUCGGCCUGCGAAGGUUCCUCAAGCACCUGACGACGGUGCUCUUCCCAAGCAUCCCAGACAUCGUGGUGACCGAGUUCGGCUUCGCAGAGCCAUUCGAAGGGCUCCUCACAGACAAGAACCAGAUACUGUGGGAUCUCCGACGAGCGGACUACUUCCAGAGCUACCUCGACAACAUACUCGCGAGCAUCCACUACGACAAGGUGAAUGUGACCGGUGCGUGGGGUUGGGCAAUCAUGGACAAUUUCGAAUGGCUAGCCGGUAACGAGGUCAGGUUUGGGUUGCAGUAUGUGAAUUAUACAGAUCUGACGAGGACGCCGAAAGCGACGUUCGUCCUGGCAGACGACAACCCCCCAAAUCCUUUAAAUCCCCCUGCCCCCGUCACUUCCGCCCACCCAACCAUCCCGAUACCCCCAGCUUCUACUUCCCAAGACUUCUUUGCCCCAACCUCAACGACUUCAUCUUCACACCAACCCACCGAACCCGCUCCUACGAAUUCACCGAUUCCUGAACCUACCUCUAUCGCCGAGGAUUCUCGUGCGAAGCGAAGACGCAGCCUCUCUGGAUCCGACGACGAUUCAGAGAGCCUUCCAUCCCAACCAACUCGAGGCCGGACCUCCCGUCCUCUCUCCAAGCGAAGGCGCAGAACAGAAGAGACCAUGCGCCUGGACAACGAUGCUUCAAAUCCAUCAUCAUCACCCUCGCGGAAACACACAAACGGCUCCUCCCGCUCCCCAGGCCCGAGAGCGUCGCUUGCCAAGGUUGCUAACGGCGAUACACAUGGUAAAUCCGAGACCAACGGGGCUUCGCACUCGAAUGGAGCAACACUAUCAAAAGAAUACUUUGGCCAUGACAGGGAGGAGGUGACAAGGAUAUUGAUCCAAAGCUUGACCGACCUGGGUUACAGCGAUGCGGCAGGGGCGUUGUGUAAGGAGAGCGGAUAUCAGCUCGAGGGACCGACAGUGGCGUCUUUUCGCAGUGCCGUACUUAAGGGCGACUGGGCUGUCGCAGAAGAGCUUCUGUUUGGAACGAGUACCUAUGACCACGGGGGCGGUAUCGGUUUGGACGGAACCGGUCCCUACGGCAAAUCCUGGUCCAAGUCAGCAUCUUCGUCGUCUAAGAUACGUCGAACCGGUGGCUUGUCUCUUGCCGAAGGCGCAAAUCGAGAGGAAUUGCUCUUCUGGAUGAAGCAACAGAAAUAUCUUGAAUUAUUGGAACGACGAGAAUUAGGAGAGGCCCUGAUGGUUUUGCGGCAGGAGCUGGCGCCGCUUCGACAAGACGUUAAUAGAUUACAUGCUCUCUCGAGCUUCAUGAUGUGUCAAUCCGCUGAAGAUCUCAAGAGUCAGGCUCAAUGGGACGGUGCCCAAGGCGAGUCGCGACAGAUAUUACUCUCAGAAGUCUCCAAAUCAAUAUCCCCGAGCAUCAUGAUUCCGCCACAUCGAUUAGCAUGUCUAUUAGACGAUGUCAAACAGAGUUGGAUAGCGGGGUGCCUCUACCACAAUACCGCCACCUCUCCAUCACUUUAUGUGGAUCAUAUGUGCGACCGCAAUGAUUUCCCUAUGAAGGCUGUGCAGGAACUGCGACAUCACAAAGACGAGGUCUGGUAUCUCAAGUACUCACACGACGGCACGAAGCUUGCUUCAGCAAGCAAAGACAACACUCUCGUCAUUUACGAAACAGUCACAUAUAAGCCAAUCCUCUUCCUCACGGAACAUCAAGCUGGCGUGACCCAUUUGGCUUGGAGUCCGGACGAUUCCAAAAUCAUCUCUUGCUGUGCACAAGAUGAAUGUUCGGCGAGAAUUUGGGACACGAAGACCGGACGCUGCUUAGUCAGUAUCAAUGACUUCACGUAUCCAUGCACAACUGCAGCAUGGGCUCCAGAUGGCAGAAAGGUCGUCAUAGGCUCGCAGGAUAACAAAUGUGGAUUGGGUGUUUGGAGCGCCGACGGUGCACUCAUUCACAAAUGGUCCGAGAACAAACUUCGCGUGCACGAUCUCGCUGUUUCCCCAGAUGGCCAUCGUCUCGUAGUCCUCCUCGAAAGCCGCAUACUGGUUUACGAUUUCGUCACAUAUGAGAAAAUCUGCGAAUGGCCACUGGAAAACAAUAUCAAGCUUACUUCUGUUAACAUAAGCCAAGACUCACAGCACAUGCUCAUCAGUAUGAAUGAGAAUAAGAUCGAAUUGACAGAAAUCGACACGGGAGAGAUUGUGCAGCGGUACUCUGGGCAUUUACAGACCGAGUUCAUCAUCCGCUCUGAUUUUGGCGGUGCAAACGAGAAUUUUAUAAUAAGUGGCAGCGAAAAUUCUCGCAUCUUCAUCUGGAAGAUAAAUGGCCAGCUCGUCGAGUCUCUUGAUGGGCACACGUCCGGCUGCGUCAACGCGGUCGCAUGGCAUCCAAAGGACCCUCGAGUCUUUGCUUCAGCUGGCGACGACAAGACGGUUCGGAUAUGGAAACCAUCGCCACAGAACUAUCCGAGUGGCUCUUCAAACGGUUACACUCGUUAG